This is a messenger RNA of Durio zibethinus, 1128 nucleotides long. Its product is annotated as ribonuclease 1-like. The record is from RefSeq and is a predicted model, not a curated record. NCBI's taxonomy places the organism in Eukaryota, Viridiplantae, Streptophyta, Magnoliopsida, Malvales, Malvaceae. Gene Ontology annotation, molecular function: RNA binding; ribonuclease T2 activity. Gene Ontology annotation, biological process: RNA catabolic process. Gene Ontology annotation, cellular component: extracellular region.
GAAAUGGAACCAUCGGCAAGCCUAGCAUCUAUCUUCUUGUAACAAUGCAUAGCCAUUUAUUAGCUGCUGCUGUCUUAGCAACCUUGCUAGUGUCGGCUGCUACCUCUGACUUUGCCUUCUAUAAGCUCAGUCUCAUAUGGCCAACUUCUGCUUGUAAUACUGGAAUCGAAUGCAAGUCAUCCAUCCCCAAAAUGUUCACCAUCCAUGGUCUAUGGCCAACAUUUGCUGAUGGUACUAGGGUUCCUCCCUAUAAUGGAGUUACAAAUAAAUGCAAUCCCAAUCCUGUAGGUCCAGAGGCUAUUUUGGAGAAAUUGAUGCCCAUCAAAGGAAAAUUAGAGCUAAUGUGGCCAAACCUUAGGUACAAUAAAGAAGACAGUGCUUUUUGGAAAAUUGAAUGGGAACACCAUGGUAUGUGUUCUGAUUAUUAUCAAGAUCCUUAUGGUUAUUUUAACGCUGCCUUAACUCUUGCCGAGACCAGCCAAUACAAUCCAUUAAAAGUUAUGGGAAUUCAACCAGCAGAUAAAACUCUUUAUCAAGUGAAAAAGAUAUUAGACAAUGUGAAGAAGAAGGUGGGAGCAUAUCCUCAAAUUUCAUGCAACAUGAUGCUCAAGGUUGGCACACUUCAGCUGAGGGAGAUCCGUUUCUGUUUUAAAAGGACAAAAAAAUUACCACCUUCUGUCCUUCAAGACUGCCCCAACAAAGUUGAUGAUAGGUGUACUAACCCAGAGACUGAUUAUGUAAGGUUUCCUCCUGCUAGUCCUAUAUUUUCUACUCCCAAUAUCACUUGGGAAUUCGAUUUUAUCUAGUGGGGAAGUUUCAAAUUAUAGUAUAAGAAUAAAGAAACAACUCUGGCUUAGUCUAAUGGUUGUUAAUUAUCCAUCCCAUCCAUCUAUAGGAGGGUUUUAAGGUUUAGGGUUCAAAUCCUCAACAAUCUUCCUCCUAUUGAUAUGCUAUUAGCAAGUAAUAAUUUCGUAAACUGUCACACCCUUAAAGCUAUGUACAUGGCUUUGCUAAUGGUGCUUGGCAUUUGGAGUCAUUCUAUUUGUAUCUUAAGUGUGGUACUUUAAUAAAUCAUGUGUGUGUUAUAUUUGGAGUUUGGAUCUUAUUUUAUUCCAAUUUUAUUUUUAA